UUGAUCAAUCAACACUGCAUGAUUCUUCAUCAAAACAUUGUGUUAUUAUUGUUCGAUUGAUUUUUGUCUGUUUAAUCAAUUUACGUAUGAAGGUGUAUAAUAUUUCUUAUUCGAUGAUGAAAAAAGUUUCACGGACAAGAAGAUAAGAUAUAAAUAUAUAUAUAUAUAUAUAUAUAUUUAUUAUAAUAAUAUAUAUUCGUUAAAGUACAAGAUAUUGAGGUUCGUCUAUACAUAUAUAUAUAGGCAGUAAGCAUAUGUCAAGAAAGUUUAUAAAUAAAUAUUUGAAGUAUCAGAAGUACAGGAAAAUUAUUUUUAUUCGUAAUCCAUUUCUACAAGAUGGGAAGACGUCGACGAUGACAGUUCGCUCGUAUAGAACAUGUGUGUCGAAUGACAGGAGGCGGGAUACAUGACGCUGCGCGCAGAAUCGUAUCGGUUCUAUGGUGUUGCACGUUUAACAUGAGUUAGACGAGCCGUAUUUAAUUGUGCGAUCAGUGUGAAAAGGGACCUUGGAAAGAAUGUUGUCGAUAGCACGUACGAUCUCGCCCUCGAUAAUUGCUCUUAUAAUAUUUGGCUGUUAUUCAGGGGUCUAUGGUACCUCGAUAAAAUCUUUGGACGUGCCGCAUAUCGUGCGCAACGGCACCGGACCUGUGGAUUUAAUUUGCAUCUACGAGAUUGACAAAAAUGACAAUGGACUUGUAAUCAAAUGGUUUCACGAAGCGGAUCAGAUCUAUCAGUGGAUUCCACCAAUGCCACCGCAAGAUAUCGGAAUCAUCGAAGGUCUUGCGGAAUAUCCAGAUAAAAAUCUAAGGAAUCCAUAUUCGCAUUCUAUAAUUCGAUUGAAAACCAUUACAAUUGAUAUGACAGGGGAAUAUGUGUGCACAAUCAGCACGUUUCAAUACGAAGCGAGCACCUCAAGGAAGAUGAUUGUCUACGUGCCAGAAAGCAACAUGACGGUGCAUACGUAUCCCUUCAAUAAGACUCACAUAAAUUUAACAUGUGCGGUGACGGGUGCGCUACCGCAGCCGUCUUUGAGGCUCUACAUCGAAGGAAUUGAAAGAAAAGAUCGUGGAAGUGAUUACAAAUCUUCAGAAUCUUCAACGGAUUCGUACGAGAAUAAUCCUCGGGUGUCACUGGACGUUAUCGUAGAGGACAUGUCAGAUCCUGCAGUUGUCGAGUGUGAAAUGUCGAUUCCUGAUACGGAAUACAGGCGCCGAGAACGGAUCGUCUACUAUCCUAGUUCGAAUCGUUCCAAUAUGACAGACGAUAUUGUUUCGCAAUUGCUACCCUAUCGCACAAAUGUUUCCCAAGGAAGGCAUAACACGAUGUUACUUAUUGAUAUCUUUUAUGUUACCAUACUCAGAUUGAUACUAACAUAGGACUAAAUUAGAUUCCAUUUAACUAUAGGGAAAUGAUCAGGUAUUUAAUGCAUAUUUAUUUAUUUUAGAGUCCAAGAGUAUUCGAUGCAAAGAAUAUGAAUAAAUAAAACGCUUAUUAUACAUAUAUAUAUCUUAAAGGAAUCAUAUAUUGAAUAUCUAUUUUUCUAAUAUGCAUUGUUCGCUAAGUAGCUUCAAUUGUUCAAUAAUUUUAAUGAUUAGCAUUCGGUAUUUAAUUUCGAAAACUUUCUUCAAUAUAGCAGUAUUGCUAUAAUGAAAUGAAAAAGUGAUUGCGUAUAUUGAGGGUGGGGAUGAGAGAGGGAGAUAUAAUCUUGGAUGGUGGGGAUGAUAUCUAGAAGUAGCGGUACCCUUCAAGAUUAUCAUUCACUUCUCGGCACUCGUCUGUAAGGGUGUUUCACCUCUAAAAUCAUCAAGCUUCCAAACUUAUCAACUGUCAUACUCUUAUAAACACGAAUAACUUUGUGAAGAAAUGAAUCAUCCCUGGAUGUUGCUUCUUUUUGCAGUAUGCGCAUUGUGGACUUUUGGCGAAACUAUCACCUGCGAUCAGUGCGGGCGAGAAUGCGCCGAUAUCUGCGGCACUCGACAAUUUCGCGCCUGCUGUUUCAACAACAUGCGGAAGAGACAUUCCGACUUUUUCGGUAUGAAGUUUUGGAUGAGACCACGAAGAUAUGCGAUUCACCUGUUCCCGGCCUAUGACGUUUAAUCAUCGCGUCAUAUAUUAUAUAAAUAUGGAAAUACCCUCGACAGAAACUAUAGUUGUGUACUGUGUGCUUCAAUGUUAUUAUCUUUGCAUCGUUUAACUUAGAGUUGCAUAUAA
Molecule: messenger RNA, 2211 nt
Organism: Nylanderia fulva
Lineage: Eukaryota; Metazoa; Arthropoda; Insecta; Hymenoptera; Formicidae
Source: RefSeq, a predicted model, not a curated record